Messenger RNA from Ceratotherium simum simum (southern white rhinoceros), 1358 nucleotides. RefSeq lists its product as uncharacterized. Gene Ontology annotation, molecular function: DNA-binding transcription factor activity, RNA polymerase II-specific; RNA polymerase II transcription regulatory region sequence-specific DNA binding. NCBI's taxonomy places the organism in Eukaryota, Metazoa, Chordata, Mammalia, Perissodactyla, Rhinocerotidae. The record is from RefSeq and is a predicted model, not a curated record. Gene Ontology annotation, cellular component: nucleus. Gene Ontology annotation, biological process: regulation of transcription by RNA polymerase II; embryo development.
UGCGUAUUGCGUUGGCCCCGCGCGCAUUCUCUGUCGGGGAGGCUGGGGGUCCGCAAGGCUCCGGCGAAUGGGCGAUGUCGGAGGUCGAGUUGGGGGGAGGCGGAGUCUGCGCGUGCUCAAGGCCUCGCCCCCAAGCCAGGAGUGCGGGCUCCGAAGUGCCCCGGGAGGUGGAGCGACUUAGCCGGAGGCACGGGAGCAGGGACGUUUCUGGAGAGUAAACCCAUGAGGACACGAUGGAGGUCACUCAGUGCCCUGAGCCCCGAGAGGCCUGGAAGCAGGACCCAGCCGACGACCAGGAGCUGCUCUUGGGGGAACUGACCAUCGUGGAAGGUGAAGGCCACGGAUGUUAUGGGUUUGGGAGGAACGCCCGCCGGACUGUCACCAAGCCUCGGAAAACUCCUCCGGAUGAGAGGCAGCACCAGUGCGCCAUCUGCGGGAAGAGCUUCGAGCAGCAUUCAGACCUGCUCAACCACCAGCGGAUCUACAGGGGGAAGAAGCCCUUCAAGUGCAGCGAGUGUGGCAAGGCCUUCAGUUACCCCUCGGCCCUGAUGGUGCACCAGAGGACGCACACGGGCGAGAGGCCGUUCCCCUGCGCGCAGUGCGGCAAGGCCUUCAGCCACAGCUCGGCGCUGCUGCUGCACCGGCGCGUGCACACGGGCGAGCGGCCCUACGCCUGCAGCGACUGCGGCCGCGCCUUCUCGCAGAGCUCUUCGCUCAUCCUGCACAAGCGCACGCACACCGGCGAGCAGCCCUAUGACUGCCCCGCGUGCGGGAAGGCCUUCACCCGCCACUCGGCCCUGGUGGAGCACCAGCGGGUGCACACGGGCGAGAGGCCGUACGCGUGCAGCUGCUGCGGCAGGGCCUUCAGCCAGAGCGCGCACCUAGCGCGCCACCAGAAGGUGCACGUGGCGCAGAAGGCGCACGGUUGCGGGGACUGCGGCAAGGCCUUCCGCUCGCCCGCCGCCCUGCUGCGGCACCGGAGGAUCCACACGGGCGAGCGGCCCUUCGGGUGCCCGGUGUGCGGGAAGGCCUUCACCCAGCGCCCCUACCUGGCGCAGCACCUGCGUGUGCACUCGGGCAAGAGGCCCUUCGAGUGCGACCAGUGCGGGAAGGCCUUCGGCAAGUGCGCGCACCUGGCGCGCCACCGCGGGACGCACGCGUGUGCCCGGGCGCGGCCGGGGAGGGCGCACGCCGGGGAGGGGAGGCGCCCCACGAGCGCGAGGACGCCGGCGCUGCCUUGGGGAGCUCCUACCUGCUGCCGCCCCACGCCUGCGGCUUUAGGCGCGGCAGAGGCCUCGCCCAGUAUCGGCGGCUGCACACCCUCUAACCUGUGUCCCAAACUGGGGGGCACUAGCUAA